Molecule: messenger RNA, 1135 nt
Organism: Chelonus insularis
Lineage: Eukaryota; Metazoa; Arthropoda; Insecta; Hymenoptera; Braconidae
Exons: 4
Coding region: 111-1088 (325 amino acids)
Source: RefSeq, a predicted model, not a curated record
GUUGUGCAAAAUUUUUGAUAGAUUUCAAAAUAAUUCGUAAUGUAAAGUUAUUUGAGAGAUUUGGGUUUGCCGACGACUUUUGUGAUCAAUAACAACUAGAAACUGCUGCUAUGGAUAACCAGCACAGUGCAAUAAAUUCGGCAAAAGUGUUUAAUUUACAAAAAAUAUUCAUCUAUGUGCUUUUUAUCACAACAAAGAUGAAUUGGAACUUUGUUUGUGGUGAAUGGAUUGAGCUUCCUCAAUUUUCUAAUAAAUUCAAAGUAUACAGACUUGCUGAUCUAAAAGAUGAUUCGACUAUAAUAAAUCCUGAAAUUGCAAUGAGUGCUUCGAUGAAUAGUAUGCCAGAGAAUUUUGAAAAAAUCAAAAGAAUCGUGAAAACUCAAAAUCCUUUUGAGAUAAAUCACGAUUUUCUGUUGAAAAAGAAAAUAAUUUUUGCCAACAAUUCAAAUGCAAAUUUACCGGAUAUUUCUGUUUUUACUAUUCCACCAAUGAUAUUGAAAAAUGGAAACAUUAAUGACAGUAUAUCCUCCGAAUUUCUGACGAAAGUUCAUUCAGACCAAUAUAAGACUAACAAUAGCUCGAAAAAUAAACAAUCGUCCGAUUCAACAAACUCAAAGAAUAGUAUUAAAGAGGUAAAUUCACAACAAUCAUUCUUUGAUCAUUUCCCACUUAAAUUAUUUAACAUUGUACACAAAAUAUUACUCAAUAAUCAUGCGAGAACGUUCGAAGUAAAGUAUCAUUACUUAAACAAUCUCAGAGAAAAUUUACUUGAAGAUAUCGCUCCAAUAUUAUCAUCAAAAAUUAUCCUCGGAAGCAUAGGGAAAUCAAAUAGAAAAAAAAGAAGCUAUCAUGAAGAACAUGAACAACACAUCGGUUUUCCGUCAUUAGAAGGCGCCCUGUUGGCAAUUUCUUUUUUGACGUUUUCUGUUUACUUAAUACAAUUAGUAAUGAUGCUUUUAAGAAAUAUUGCAAGUAAUCCAACGACAACAACAGGCACAGUCCUGGUUAAUAGAAAUAAAAGAUUCAUCAAUGAAUUACAGAAUUCAACAAAAAUUUGCGAAUAUAUAUAUGAAUUUAAUGGCCACUGAAAUUUGAUGAUUAAUUAUUGACUCAUUCAAAAUAUUAGUUGCGUACA